AUGGCCAGUGUUGACAUUUCCAGUGAUGCCCCGUCAGAUCCGUUCUCUGACCAAGCAGCGAUUCAGGAUGAGCGCGAGACGGUCGCCGAGUCCACGCUGGGCGUGGGUCGAAAUGCCACUUUGACCCUCGGCACUGACGCGGUAAUUGUUCUAGAUGAAGGCCUCCGCAUAAGCGAAGGAUUCGAUUGCUUUGGAAUCUUUUCUCAGAGAACUACCAAUACGAGAUCCAUUCCUUAUUUCAACGUCCUUUGGGCUGAGAUUGUCAAGGGCGAACUCACCGUUCAUUAUGCAAAACCGACCUCCAAGGCAGCAAAUUCCCCUGUCCGUGUUGCUUACAUCAAUUAUACACUCGAGAGCUCUACGGCGAUCCUGGACAAGGCGGAAAGAUGGGUCGAGCGUCUGCUACGACGGGCGUAUGGACAAGCCCAACGCAAGAAGAGGAUAAAGGUCCUGAUAAAUCCGUUCGGAGGGAAAGGAAAGGCAGUAAAACAAUACACCAAGGAGAUCGAACCUAUCUUUGCGGCAGCGCGAUGCGAAGUCGACGCUGAGCGGACCACACAUCAUGGCCAUGCAGUCGAGAUUGCAGAAAAGUUGGACAUCAAUGCAUUCGACGCCAUCGCAAACGUGUCCGGAGAUGGACUGCCUCAUGAAUGCAUCAACGGCCUUGCCAAGAAACCUAAUGCGGCGGAGGCCCUGAGAAAAGUGGCCGUUGUCCAACUCCCCUGCGGCAGCGGAAACGGUAUGGCGUGGAAUCUGACCGGGACAGGUGAAUGUAGCACGGCCGCUCUGUGUGUUGUGAAAGGUGUACGCACCCCGCUGGAUCUCGUCAGCAUUACGCAAGGAAAUACCAGAACGCUCUCGUUUCUGUCGCAGUCUCUCGGCAUAGUGGCGGAAAGCGACCUGGGAACUGAGAAUCUUCGAUGGAUGGGUGACGCAAGGUUUUACUUUGGAUUUCUUGUCCGACUGUUGGGCAAGACGCUAUAUCCUUGCGACAUCGCUGUGAAGACGGAGAUUGAGGAUAAGCAAGAGAUCAAGAGGCACUACGCUCAGCACAUGGCUAGAAGGGCAACUCAGACUCCAAUAUCUCAUUCUGAUCUGGACGGGCCGUUGGAUAUGUCAAAAAAUCUUGGACUCCCGCCGUUGCGAUAUGGUACGGUCAAUGAUCCUCUCCCCACCGAUGCUGGCUGGACUCCUCUAACCUUCUACCCCAACCUGGGCAACCUUUACUGCGGUAAUAUGACUAUGAUGGCAGCAGAUGCCCCCUUCUUUCCUGCUUCCCUCCCUUCGGAUGGUCUGCUCGAUUUCGUGACCAUCGAUGGCGACAUCCCGCGACGGAAAGCGCUGGAUCUGCUGCUUUCUGUUCCCAAAGGUGCCUUUUUCGACAAGGAAUGCGUGCGUGUCCGGAAAGUGAGCGCUCUCCGGGUGAUUCCACGGUAUGGGUCGAUAGCGGAUUCCGCAGCCGAGAACGACCACCGGCGGAACAAGCAGGGCCAGGUGGUGGACCAGAUAAGUAGCGGGAAGAACGCCAAUCGAGAUGCUGGCCAUUUCUCGGUCGACGGAGAGAAAAUGCCGUUUGAACCAUUUCAGAUUGAAGUUCACAGGGGAUUAGGCACGGUCUUGAGUCGGCGCGUGGGUGUGUAUGAAGCUAUUGGACCAAAGGGGUGGGAAGAUAUCGAUGUCACUGCCCCUACCGCCACGGACCAGGGGUCCGGAUCGAGGUGA
Molecule: messenger RNA, 1722 nt
Organism: Cladophialophora psammophila CBS 110553
Lineage: Eukaryota; Fungi; Ascomycota; Eurotiomycetes; Chaetothyriales; Herpotrichiellaceae
Product: sphingosine kinase
Exons: 3
Coding region: 1-1722 (573 amino acids)
Biological process (GO): sphingosine biosynthetic process
Cellular component (GO): intracellular membrane-bounded organelle; cytoplasm; membrane
Source: RefSeq, a predicted model, not a curated record